GGGUGCAGGGCAAGCCUGCAGUUGAUACCGCAGUGUCAAGCUGGUGGACAGUGGACUCUGGGCAACAGGUGGAAAGCGGGCCUGUCCCUCCUGGCCACAGCCCAGGUUCAGGUGGGCGGAGCCUGGGGUGAAAGGCAGCAGGUGAUUGGGAUCGUGGUGUCCAGGUACCGCGCUUCUUCCUUCCCGUUGUCCCUGAAGACUGGCUCAAGAGACUUCUGGUCUGGGGGGUGAGGGGACUGUCCUAGCCCUUCCUACGAUGGGGCUCUCCUGGAAGGAGCGGGUCUUCAUGACUCUGCUGGGGGCAGCAACGGCGUCUGGCCUCACCGUCCUCGUCCUCAUCUUGGUGGAGGCCACCUACGUCCUCCUGCCUGCACACAUCAAGUUCGGGAUCGUGUUCGAUGCUGGCUCCUCCCACACAUCCCUCUUUGUGUACCAGUGGCCAGCAAACAAGGAGAAGGACACGGGUGUGGUCAGCCAGGCCCUGGCCUGCCAGAUAGAAGCUGGAGCCUUGUCCUCGGGUGCUGUUUCAGGGCCUGGAAUCUCUUCCUAUGCCUCUGACCCUGCACUGGCUGGGGAGAGCCUGAGGGGCUGCCUGGAGGAGGCACUGGCCUUGAUCCCAAAGACCCAGCAUCAAGAAACACCCACAUUCCUGGGGGCCACAGCCGGAAUGAGGCUGCUCAGACAGAAGAACAGCUCCCAGGCAAGGGAUAUCUUGGCUGCAGUCUCCCAAGUGCUAAGCGAGUUUCCUGUGGACUUUUGGGGUGCCAGGAUCCUGGAUGGACAGGAUGAAGGUGCCUUUGCUUGGAUCACCAUCAAUUAUGUCCUGGGGAUGCUGAUCAAGUAUUCCUUUGGAGAGUGGAUUCUGCCUGAAGAGGGGACGCAGGUGGGUGCCUUGGACCUGGGGGGAGCCUCCACUCAGAUCAGCUUUGUGCCACGGGGCCCCAUCCUGGACCAGAGCACCCAGGCCACCUUCCUCCUAUAUGGAGCCAACUAUAGAAUCUACACUCACAGUCAUCUUUGCUUCGGUCGUGACCAGAUGCUGAGCAGGCUCCUAGCCAGGCUGGCCCAGGACAGCCAGGCGGCCCUGGUCCGACACCCAUGCUACCACAGUGGCUACCGGGUCACACAAUCCCUGGCCCCCUUGUAUGAAUCGCCUUGUGUCCACUUUACAGCCCCCAUGAACUUCACCCAGAGCCUCGUGGUUGAGGGGACAGGCAACCCUGGGGCGUGUGUGGCAGCCAUCCGGGGCCUCUUCAACUUCUCCAGCUGUAAGGGCCGAGAAGACUGUGCCUUCAAUGGGGUGUACCAGCCCCCUGUGCACGGCCAGUUCUAUGCCUUCUCCAACUUCUACUACACAUUCCACUUCCUGAACCUCACCGCCAGGCAGUCACUGAGCACCAUCAAUGCCACCAUCUGGGAGUUCUGCCGGAGGCCCUGGAAGCUGUCCCAGGUGGAAGCCAACUACCCGGGGCAAGAGCGCUGGCUUCCCAACUACUGUGCCUCGGGCCUAUACAUCCUCACGCUGCUUCUGGAGGGCUACGGCUUCAGUGAGGACACCUGGCCCGGAGUCCAGUUCCAAAAGCAGGCCGGCGGCAUGGACAUUGGCUGGACCCUGGGCUACAUGCUCAACCUGACAGGAAUGAUCCCCGCUGAGGCACCAACUGAGGGGCGAGCUCAGAGCUACAGCACCUGGAUGGCUGGAGUAGUGUUUGUGGUGCUGACCCUUGUGACAAUUCUUGGGGCAGCUGCAGUUCAGCUCUUCUGGCCCCAGGACUAGGUGGUGACCAAAACUGAGCUAGAUUCUGGGGAGUAAUGUGUCUGCAGCACAAAUGGUGUUGGGAUUUAGCAGUAGCAAUGUGAAUGUUUACGUUGUCUGUACUCUGUGAGACAGCACCAGCUGUCCUUAGGAAAGAAAGCCCUUGACGCACAGGACCCACUGGGCCCAUCCUGGACGCCCACCUUCCUGAGCCACCGGACCCCAGGGGCUUCUGUUCAGCGGGCAGAUCAAGAGAGUCACAUCAUGACAUGCCUGCCCUUACCUUGCCCUUGGGGUCACACUGGCUGUAGGGAGACCAUCCCAAAGUGUAGAAACAGAAGGGGGGAUGUAGCUUUGAGGAGGGGCAGCCAUGGAGACAGGGUCCCCUCAGGAGGAGGGGUCAACCCAGCAGGGACCCCUAGCUCCCCACACUGUGAUCAGAGCAGACCAGAUGGUUGGAACUCAGGCCCCGCAGCCCAGCCUGCUCGCCUCAUGCUAUGAGAGCUUCAACUGGGCCUCUUUCAUCACAAGUCCCAGAAUAUGGGUCACAUCAUGGUGGGGGGAUAGUUUUUUUAUUAUUAUUAUUAAA
Jaculus jaculus (lesser Egyptian jerboa) is the source of this 2345-nucleotide messenger RNA. RefSeq names its product ectonucleoside triphosphate diphosphohydrolase 8 (gene Entpd8). The record is from RefSeq and is a predicted model, not a curated record. Lineage: Eukaryota; Metazoa; Chordata; Mammalia; Rodentia; Dipodidae. Gene Ontology annotation, cellular component: plasma membrane. Gene Ontology annotation, biological process: nucleoside diphosphate catabolic process. Bases 257 to 1777 code for a protein of 506 amino acids. Gene Ontology annotation, molecular function: UDP phosphatase activity; GDP phosphatase activity. The transcript is spliced from 10 exons.